GUCACAUUUAGUCACUCGAAUUACUGAAACACGUCACAUUUAGUCACUCUACCGUUAGUUUUCGUCCAACUCCAUUAAUAGAUUUGGACGAAAACUAAUGAGAGAGUGACUAAAUGUGACCUGUUUCAGUAAUUCGAGCGACCAAAAUUGAUAUUGAUUUUUUCUAGUGACUAAACAUGACACGAUUUAGUGACCAAAUGUGCAUUACCCAAAAACAAAAGCAUACGCUUACACUAUGUUUUUUAUGAAGAGAAAUGGAGGGAAAGGGAGGAAGGAAAGUGGGAUUCCCAAUGAGUUUUCCCUUGUUGUUUGGAGGAAGGAAAGUAUGGAAGGAGGGAAAACUUUCCACCUUUUGUAUUGUUGACCCUCCCCUCCAAUUUGGAGAGAAAGGAGAGGGACGCAUAUGUGUUUCUUUUUUUAUAAAUAUUUUCUAAUAAUUAAGUCCAUCAAAUACUUGUUUUUAAAUACUUAUAUUUCAUAAACUUCCACUUCUCUCUCCCACACAAAAUAACAUUGAUUAUUAUUUCAAUUACUAUCGUAGCAUUUGUGGUUCUUUCUUUUUUCUUUCUUUUUUAAUAUUUUCUAAUAAUUAAGUCCAUCAAAUACUUAUUUUUAAAUACGUAUAUUUCAUAAACUUCCACUUCUCUCUCCCACACAAAAUAACAUUGAUUACUAUUUCAAUUACUAUCGUAGCAUAUUGUCCGUCAUAUUAUAAAAAUUGUCUAUCAUCAUCCAAGUAGAUAUGGUAUAUUUGAUGGUCAUAUGUUCAGGGUAAUAAAAUAUACCAUAAUGGUAGAAGACUAAAAACGACUCAAAUAGGUCGGACCCCAAUCAGACCAAUAAACUUCAAAUCAUUUAUUUGAUCGGCUCUAUGACUUAAACCGGUUUGACAACUUUGUUAUUCAUAAGUAAUGAAACUAACAUUAACACAUAAUUAAACUAUGUUACAAUUUCAUAACCAAUAAAAUAAUAUAUCUAUCAUAUUUCACAAUAUAUUUUUCAUUCUCGCUUUUCAGUUUUCUCCAUAUUUUCCUUUAUAAAACAACAUUUUCCCUCAACUCCAAAUUUUCUCUCCCCUCCUUCCAUUUUCCUUCCCCCAUUUUCCUCCCUCCCUUCGUAAACAAGUGUUAAACGACGGCGUCUAUGUAUAAUUCCUUCUACCUUUUCAUUUCUUCCUCACCAGUUGCCAACUUGCCAUUCCGGGCCGCCAUUUUCCAGUCCAACAGAAAGCGGCCAGAAAACAAGAGCAGUGGCCGGAGAAGGAAAAACAUGGGGAGCUUGACCAACAAGCAGCCGAGAAUCUUCAGUGCGCACUACAGCAACGCUCUGCCGCCGUGCACUCGGACUCACCAGAUCGGCGCUCUUCUCCUCGUCUCCGCCACCUUCUUCCUCACUCGCCUCUUUCACCAGUCAUUCUCUCCCUGCACCGCCACUUCCUUCGGAGGCGAUCUCGGUUCCUCCGAUUCCCAGACCCUCGUCCGUAUCUCUGACGCCGGCUACCUGUCGUGGCCUAACCGUGGCUACGGUUCAUUCCUCUCCCUCAAGAUCUAUGUGUAUGAAGAGACCGAGAUUGAUGGCUUGAAAGAGCUGAUGCGCGGUCGAGAUGACAAAAUACCCGCCGAAGCUUGCGUUAAAGGCCAAUGGGGAACUCAGGUUAAGAUACACAAAUUGCUGUUGAAAUCGAGGUUUCGGACUAGGCGGAAAGAGGAGGCCGAUUUCUUCUUUGUGCCGACGUAUGUCAAAUGUGUGCGGAUGAUGGGAGGUCUCAAUGAUAAGGAGAUCAACCAAACCUUUGUUAAAGUCUUAAGCCAAAUGCCUUACUUUAGAAGAUCUGGAGGUCGAGACCACAUUUUCGUCUUCCCAAGGUAACUUUCUGUUCCUUUCAAGGAGAACAUUUGAAACAUGUUUAAAGAGGACUGGCCGUCGGUUUUUUUUUAUUUUUAUGGGCAAUAUCAAAAAAUUUAUUAAGCUCUAUGUGCUCCCCUUAAAACAGGGGAAGCAACAUCUGGGUCUUUACACCUACACAGCAGCAAGCUACAAGAAACUUCUGCUACUAUACUACAUUUACACAGCAAACAAGAAAGCCAGAAACUACCCUAAACUCCAUAUUUACUGACUAAGAAUCAUCCGACAAUCAGUGUCCAGAGCGGCAUUGCCAUGUCUCGCUAGCUCGAUCGUCCUGCGCACUGUCCUUAUCAACUCCCCAAACUGCAUAGCAGGACUGCCAUACAAUCUACCACAGCGUUCCCGCCAAAUCAUACUCACAACUAGGUUCCAAACCAAUCUUCCAACCAUGGCUAAUGCUUUCUUUCCUUUGAAAGUUCUGACUGCCCAAUGCUAGUAAUCAUCAUAACCAUUUAACUGAGGACAACUCAGAUUAAGCAUUAACAGACAACCUUUCAGCACCUGGGAAGUAUAUUGACAAUGGAAGUAUAAAUAGCCGUCGGAUUCUUCAACCUUAGUCCUGGCAAGUAGGGUGAGUUAGGAUGUAGAAAGUAAUUAUUAUUCAGCUUUUAUGUGCUUAGCAUUCCCUUCAAUGUUGCUGAUCUAUGUGUAUAAUUUUCCUCGACUUUAGUGGGGCAGGAGCUCACUUGUUUCGAUCGUGAGCUACGUUCAUAAAUCGUUCAAUUAUACUUUCUCCUGAGGCAUAAGUCGUGUUUCUUGAACAAUCCCUUCUCUUUGGACUAGUUAAUGCAUGUUAUUCAUUGAAGUGACAGUACGCAUUCAUGUUUAUGAUUCCAAGUGUUUGGUGUUUGACUGCAUAUGUGAAUUUCAGAGAUAGUGGUUCCUUUUGUAGCGUGUGUUCUUUUUUCAUUUACUGCAAAGCAUGCUAACAGGCCUGGAACAUUUGUGUUAGUGCAGGGCGACUGAACUGAUAAAAAGGAUAUAACUGCUUUCAAUAAUUGGAAAGAUAUCAUCAUCCCUGGUAAUGUUGAAGAUGGAAUGACCGUGAAAAAACCUACUACAGUUGAGCCUUUACCUUUGUCAAAAAGGAAGUACUUAGCAAAUUAUUUAGGUAGGGCACAAGGCAAAGCUGGUCGCCUUAAGCUCAUUGAGAUGUCAAAGAAAUUUCCAGAUAAGGUAAGCUGUUCUCUCGGUGUGACACUAUGAUAGCCUUGAAUGGGUGCUCUUCUUUUCAUGUUCAAUCUUUAAAUGUACAUUUUUAUCUUGGACUUGAGCUCACUGACUAGAUUGCUUUGUUUUUUUUUUUUUUGUAUGUUUUUGCUCUGCUUAUGUUUCUCUUUCUUGUGCAUGCUUCUACAUAUGUGUCGGGCAGGUUAGUCAUUCUGUUUGUCGAAGUGCUGUAGACUGGAUAAGGCUGUUUAUCGGUUUUUUUUUCUGGUUGUAUGUGAUUGGCCUUUGAACAACUAAAUGAUGAUCUGCAUAAAAUGGCUGAAAAGAAGAUGCUUGGUUAAGCAACUUGCUGCAACUAAACUGCAUGAUUCCACCUCUCUUUAUUGUGGUGGUUGUCAUGCUAGUCCUUAUUCCUUGUUCUUGGUUAUAUGGCUAACAUAUGAAGCACAUAAUGACAUCCGGAAACAGUUGGAAUGUCCAGACUUGAAAUUCAGUGGUCCUGAGAAAUUGGGAAGGGCUGAAUACUUUGAACAUAUCCGCAAUGCAAAGUUUUGUCUUGCACCACGAGGAGAAUCUUCCUGGACCCUUCGGUUUUAUGAAUCUUUUUUGUGGUUGGUCCUCUUUCUACCUUUUUUCUCCUCUUUUGGGUAUGCCUAAAGUUGUGCCUACAAAGUAAUUUCAUGGCCAUGUGUUUUGAAGGAGUGUGUUCCUGUUAUUUUGUCAGAUCAAGCAGAGUUUCCGUUCCAAAAUGUGAUCGACUAUUUCCAGAUAUCAAUCAAAUGGCCAUCUAGUCGAAUUGGCCCUGAACUUUUGGAUUACCUUGAGUCUAUACCAGGUAAAAAUUGUAUUAACUGAAGCCUUAUGUUCAAGUAGGGUAAUUGUACGAUCUUGAUUUAUUCCGUUUUUUCUGUUCUUUUACCCUAGAAAGAGACAUAGAGAGGAUGAUAGCUAACGGGAGGCAAAUAAGAUGCUUGUGGGUAUAUGGUUCCGAAUCUCAGCCCUGUUCUACAAUGCAAGGAAUAGUGUGGGAACUUCAGAGGAAAGUGAGGCAGUUCCACCAAUCACACGAAACAUUCUGGCUUCACAAUCAAACGAUAGUGAACAGAAAUUUAGUUGAGUUCUCCAAAUGGUAACCUCCCAUGCCUCUCCCAUGAUAAUGUGUCCUUGGAAUAGAAAACACCAUCAGCUUACUUGUGCUUUUCCUCGCCACGAUCUACUCGUUGGUCGAGUUGCAGCUGGAGUUGCCUCAUGGUGCUACUUCAGCAUCCUACCCGAAUUUUGCUUGCUAAACAAACCUCCCCUGCUUUUUUAGUACAUUCACAAGUAAAGUUUCCAGCAUCUCAACUUCAGUAUAGAGAAAUUGUUGUAGUUUCGUAGGAUUCGAAGCUGGGGAAUGUAUAGUGGACCCAAACUAAAUGUAGAUGGCAGAAACUGAAGAACUUGUAGAUUACUUUAUCUGAGUCUAAUGUACUAUUUGUUGAAGUGAUGCAUUUGUAUGGUCUUCUAAUAUUGCAGGCGUUUCUGUUGGGCAUGCACUGUUUAGAUGGCUAAUAUUGCACUCUUGACAAAACAAGGGUAAUAAAUCUGUUGCAGAAAUAGAGACAUUAGCCUUGUUUUUCAAGCGUGAAAUUUUAGGCCCAACGCUUCCAUCACACAUCAUUUCAGUGACAUUUUUUAAUCGAACCAACCAUAAUUUAUAUGUAUCAUGCAUGUACUUAUGGUACUUCUUGAAAUCACUAUGAAACUCCAUUGUCUAUUUGUGUAGUUUUCAUCUCUUUCGAAAGUAAAUCAUUACCGUGUUUUUGUAUCUCCCCAUGCCCCAUUGUCUAAAAAUAAAUUCAUAUACAUUAAAAUACCACAAACAGAGAAGAGGUUGACUGCUAAGAUUCUUUGAUUGACCUUAUGAUGAAAAGUUCGAUUAUUACAGUGUUUAUGUUUCUCUCGCCCCAUGGUCAUCCUUUUGAUUUACUAGUAUUUCACGGACAAAUACUUUGGUGUUAAAUGAUAGCAAAGUCCUUAUUUAAACUGAAAUCUUUUUAGUGGUGAAAUCUUGUUCCAAUUCUAAUGACAUAACAGUUAACUAGUCGACCGUUCAAUUGUAGCGGCAACCAUUAUUUUCUUUCUAAUAGUGGAGUCCCAUUGCAAUACUGAAAAUGCUUUUAGUGGUGAAAUCUUGUUCCAACACUGAUAAGGUAAUGACCAAUCAAUCUAUUGAAGUUAUAGAUCAUUAUUUUCCUUGUAAUGAUGGAGAAUCGCUGGAACAAACAAAGCAGGGGUGUAAGUUUGAUCAUAAAAACCCACUGACUCGUCCCAACGUCAGUUUAGGGUUGGAUCAACUUUUGACCUUAUGGGACAACUUAGAAACGGGUCACUUUUUGACCCUGUGGCACUUAGCAACAACAAAUUUCUCAUAUCACAUUGGACCUCUUGUAAAGUUUUAAAAGUUUAGGUUCUAAAUUGUAAACAUAAAUUUUUUGGGUACCAAAAUAUAAUUUUACCAUAAAAAAUUAUGGAUUUAUUUGUAAAAAACAAAAUUUAGGUACUAAAUUGCAAGAAAAAAAUAAAUUUGGGUACCAAAUUAUAAUUUAAAAAAAUAGUGUCGACCCAUUGGCCCGGUCCUUCCAUACCCGUCCUAACACUUGAGGAUCAAACAGAAUCAAGAAGAAGACAGUGA
Molecule: messenger RNA, 5749 nt
Organism: Linum trigynum
Lineage: Eukaryota; Viridiplantae; Streptophyta; Magnoliopsida; Malpighiales; Linaceae
Source: the annotation of a GenBank genome assembly